Messenger RNA from Rhodotorula graminis WP1, 804 nucleotides. RefSeq lists its product as uncharacterized. The record is from RefSeq and is a predicted model, not a curated record. Lineage: Eukaryota; Fungi; Basidiomycota; Microbotryomycetes; Sporidiobolales; Sporidiobolaceae. The coding region runs from base 1 to 804 and encodes 267 amino acids. The transcript is spliced from 6 exons.
AUGCCGUCCGGCUACGGUCCUCAGCAGGGACAACACCCUCAGCGUCCCCGACGCGGCGCAGUCGACGGUCGAGCAGACCACGUUGCCGACGAGCAGCAAGAGCGCAACUCUACGAGCCCAACGAGGCGCCACCUGCCUGAGCCUGACGGCCACAGCCGUCGCGAGGAGGACCCGAACCGCGAGUUCUCGCACCCCGACAGGCCGCGCCGUUCGAGCCGAGACGCUUCAGACCCGGGCGCGAACGAGCCCCGUCAGCUCGCGGAACAGCUCGACCGGAUUGCCCAGGACGGCGACGAGCUCCAUUCCCGGAGCUCGCUGAGGCGUUCACGGCACCCUGCGCUCGGUCCGGCACCUGCUCAGUACAAGGCGCCGCCGCCAAGCUCGCCGUUCGGCAACUUCUCGUUCGACAAGCGCGACGCGCGCUUUGACACCGACGGCCUCCUCGACGCCCUCGAGGACGGCGAGCCACACGAACGAGCUUCUGAGCGUCGACGGGACGGCCGGUCGCGGUCGCCGAGGACGCGCGACGAGUACAACCCUCGCGAGCGCGACGGGCCGGAGGAAAGUUGCUCUUCGCGCUGCCUUCGACCCCUGCUCGCUCGUACGGACUUGCCCGCUCUCAAGCUCGGACCGAGCGCACCACUCGAGAGGCUCGACGACGCAAGCGCAGCAUGCGCCUCUGUUUCGCUCGGCUCGACCGCUCCGAGUCGCGGCACAGCUGCCACGGCUCCCGGCCAAGCCGAGCUGGGCCAACUACCUCGACGAGCUCCGCUACGUCGCCAAAACGCGCCGCGCGCCGCCUAA